Molecule: messenger RNA, 1246 nt
Organism: Tauraco erythrolophus (red-crested turaco)
Lineage: Eukaryota; Metazoa; Chordata; Aves; Musophagiformes; Musophagidae
Source: RefSeq, a predicted model, not a curated record
GGUGAAAAGGAGGAAGAUGGCUGACAAGGUCCUGCCGCAGAGGAUCCGGGAACUGGUUCCAGAAUCCCAGGCCUACAUGGACCUCCUCGCCUUUGAGCGCAAGCUGGACCAAACCAUCGCUCGGAAGAGGAUGGAGAUUCAGGAGGCCAUUAAGAAACCGCUGACGCAAAAGCGGAAGCUGAGGAUUUACAUCUCCAACACUUUCACCCCAGCUAAAGAAGAAGGGGAGGGUGGUGAGCGCGUGGCCUCCUGGGAGCUACGUGUGGAGGGCAAACUGCUGGAGGACCCGAGUAAGCAGAAGAGGAAGUUCUCCUCCUUUUUCAAGAGCCUUGUCAUCGAGCUGGACAAAGAGCUGUACGGGCCGGACAACCACCUGGUGGAGUGGCACCGGCUGCCCACAACCCAGGAGACCGACGGUUUCCAAGUGAAGCGUCCCGGCGACGUCAAUGUGAAGUGCACUCUGCUGCUCAUGCUGGAUCACCAGCCACCGCAGUACAAACUGGACCCUCGCCUGGCUCGCCUGCUCGGGGUGCACACCCAGACCCGUGCCAGCAUCAUGCAGGCGCUCUGGCUCUACAUCAAGCACAACAAGCUGCAGGACAGUCACGAGAAGGAGUACAUCAACUGCAACCGCUACUUCCGCCAGAUCUUUAACUGCGUCCGCAUGCGUUUCUCUGAGAUCCCCAUGAAGCUGGCAGGGCUCCUGCAGCACCCAGAUCCCAUCAUCAUCAACCACACCAUCAGUGUGGACCCCAAUGACCAGAAGAAGACGGCCUGCUACGACAUUGAUGUGGAGGUGGAUGAUCCUCUGAAAGCUCAGAUGAGCAACUUCCUGGCUUCCACCACCAACCAGCAGGAGAUCGCCUCCCUGGAUGCCAAGAUCCAUGAGACCAUUGAAUCCAUCAACCAGCUGAAGACGCAGCGCGAUUUCAUGCUGAGCUUCAGCAACAACCCGCAGGAUUUCAUCCAGGAAUGGAUCAAAUCCCAGAGGAGGGACCUCAAGAUCAUAACAGACGUGAUUGGGAACCCCGAGGAGGAACGGCGAGCCGAGUUCUACCAGCAGCCCUGGGCGCAGGAGGCUGUGGGCAGACACAUCUUCGCCAAGGUCCAGCAGCGUCGGCAGGAACUGGAACAAGUGCUCGGGAUCCGCCUCACCUAAACGGGGCUGGUGGAGGCUCGGGAGCUCCUUCUCCUCUCCCUGCUGCCUGAGCCUGACGGUACUUCUUACUGGAAUCAAAUACAGCAC